AUGUCGGUGUUCGACGCUGCUAUCGUCAACACGGAGCUUUCGAAACCGACGUCGAUCUUCGGUCUCCGGCUAUGGGUCGUCAUCGGAAUCCUACUCGGAUCCCUAAUCGUCAUCGCCCUCUUCCUCCUCUCCCUCUGCCUCACCUCCCGCCGCAAAAACCGCAAACCGCGAGCCGACUUCGCCUCCGCCGCCGUGGCAACGCCGCCGAUUUCGAAGGAGAUUAAGGAGAUCGUUCCGGCGCCGGCGGAGAUCCAGGUGGACAUAGGGAAGAUGGAGCACAGAGUGGUGUUCUCGGAUCGAGUGUCGAGCGGGGAGAGCAGAGGAACGGCGAGUGCGAGCGAGACGGCGUCGUAUUCGGGGAGCGGGAACGUGGGGCCGGAGGUGUCGCAUCUGGGAUGGGGGAGGUGGUAUACUCUGAGGGAGCUGGAGGCGGCCACGAAUGGGCUGUGUGAGGAGAAUGUGAUCGGAGAAGGAGGUUACGGGAUAGUGUAUCGUGGGGUUUUAACUGACGGUACUAAAGUCGCCGUCAAGAACUUGCUUAAUAACAGGGGGCAGGCAGAGAAGGAAUUCAAAGUAGAAGUGGAAGUGAUUGGGCGUGUACGGCACAAGAAUCUCGUUCGGCUCUUAGGUUAUUGCGUUGAAGGUGCUUACAGGAUGCUGGUGUAUGACUUUGUGGAUAAUGGCAAUUUGGAGCAAUGGAUUCACGGUGAUGUUGGUGAUGUGAGUCCUCUAACGUGGGAUAUUCGUAUGAACAUUAUACUCGGGAUGGCUAAAGGAUUGGCGUAUCUACACGAGGGUCUUGAACCAAAAGUGGUACAUCGGGAUAUAAAAUCGGGGAAUAUAUUGCUUGAUCGCCAAUGGAAUGCUAAGGUUUCGGAUUUUGGACUUGCUAAGCUCUUGGGUUCCGACAGCAGUUAUGUGACCACCCGUGUCAUGGGAACCUUCGGUUAUGUAGCGCCGGAAUAUGCAUGCACCGGAAUGUUAAACGAGAAGAGUGACAUCUACAGCUUUGGAAUAUUAAUCAUGGAGAUCAUCACUGGUAGAAACCCUGUUGAUUAUAGUCGCCCUCAAGGAGAAACGAAUCUAGUGGACUGGCUGAAAACAAUGGUAGGAAACCGAAGAUCAGAAGAAGUAGUUGAUCCCAAAAUAGCGGAACCACCAUCAUCGAAGGCUCUUAAACGAGUGUUGCUAGUUGCUUUGCGUUGUGUGGAUCCUGACGCAAACAAGAGACCUAAAAUGGGACAUAUCAUUCAUAUGCUUGAAGCUGAAGACUCACUCUAUCGCGAUGUAAGCCAUUUUUUUCUGCGUUUUCAUUGUCUUUUCGAUGAAUGCAAUUUCCCUAAAAUAAUUGUCUAAUGGUGAGACGAUGUUUUUUUGCAGGAACGCCGAACAACGAGGGACCAUGGAAACAGAGAUAAGCAAGAGACAGCGGCUACUGAAAGCGGGGAGAGCGGUUCGCGGCAUCACCAGCAAAAGCUAAGAUGAACAAAAGGAUCAUCAUUUUAAGUGACUUUGCUUCUCACACACGACCAAUUCCCACUUCAAUUGAUUCUUAUUAUUAUUAGUUUUGUGUCACAUUCACAUACAUAAAUAUUUUUCAUUCUUUGGCUCUUGAGUUACGUCUAAUUAACCUUUUUGUUUUUCCUUUUUGUAAUAUUUUGUCAACGUUCACAUGUCACAUAUAUAUAAAAAUUGGAGUAUAAAAUGUAAUUGUUUUGGACCAA
Molecule: messenger RNA, 1724 nt
Organism: Brassica rapa (field mustard)
Lineage: Eukaryota; Viridiplantae; Streptophyta; Magnoliopsida; Brassicales; Brassicaceae
Product: probable serine/threonine-protein kinase At1g01540
Biological process (GO): protein phosphorylation
Molecular function (GO): ATP binding; protein kinase activity
Source: RefSeq, a predicted model, not a curated record